AUGCCCAACAAGGUUCUUGAGGAAAAGCUGCAGGAGAUUAACGGUGCGUCGGAAAAAUCAGUGAACGAGUUAAAGGAAAGGACCCAAGGCCUUGAGAAAGAGCUGGACAACGCCAACGAUCUGCUGUCUACUUCUAAACUCAGAGGACCUGCUGGUGGAGCCGUUCUGGCAGAAGAUCAAUUAACAACAUCUGCAACAGCUGCUACUGUGUCCAAAAUAAAACCCAGCAUGAAGUUGACUGAGGUCUUCAACCACAUCAUGCCUCUAACUACGCUUGCUGUUGUUCCUGAUAACCUUUUCCUCAACAAACGGAGAAACUCUGGUCUAAUUCAGAAUAUAUUAAACACUGGACAAUUAGAAGAAGAACAAGAUAAAGAGGACCAAAAAGAAAUGCAACCAAAGGAGACGACUGAAGUAAAGAAAGAACCAGAGCCUCAAUUAGUUGAUGAAAAAGGCAUUGAACUCUGGAUUUUCCAGGGAGAAGGGCUGCCUUUAGUGAAGCAGGAGAUCAGCACUUCUAUGGGGACUGCUGCUGACACGGAAUGGAGGAUGGAAGCAAAGGAGGAACCAAACCCUGUAGGGAUUAAAGUGGAAGAGAUGGACAUAGAAUCAGGGCAGAUGAUUGACACAAAGGAGGAACCAGAACCUUUCCCAAUGAAAGAACAAGCUGAACUCGAUAUCGUCCAGAACAAAGUGCAACCUUUAGGGAAUCAGGAGACCCAGCCCUUAAUUCUGACUCCUGCUGUUCAUCAGAAUGACUACAGUGAACCAGAAACGAUCAUGAAUCAUAUGCUACCUCAAAUUCAACAAACCAUGGACCCCAGAAAUAAUACUGCAUCAGGGUCUUUUGUUUGUAAAACGUGCGGUAGAUCGUACACUGAACGUCGUAGUUUGGCUCGUCACAUGAGAAGUCACAGUGGUGAGACUCCGUAUCAAUGUGUGUUGUGUGAAAAGUAUUAUUGCGACCGUAAUACUUUGAAUUAUCACUUGAGAACUCACACAGGAGAGAAGCCGUUUGGUUGCACAAUGUGUAGCAAGUCUUUCAUUCAAAGGCAUACUUUGGUUCGUCACAUGAGAACUCACAGUGAAAAUAAGCCGUUUGCCUGCGAGCUGUGUGAAAAGUCUUAUUGUGACCAAAAUACUUUGAAUUAUCACAUGAGAAGUCACAGAGGAGAGAGACCAUUUGUUUGCACAAUUUGUAGCAAGUCUUUCACUCAAAGUAUUAAUUUGGUUUGUCACAUGAGAACUCACACAGGUGAGAGGCCAUUUGUUUGCACAAUGUGUACAAAGUCUUUCACUCGGCGUAGUAGCUUGAUAUAUCACAUGAGAACUCACAUUGAUAAGAAGCCAUUUGUUUGCACAUUGUGUAGUAAGUCUUUCACUAAAAAUGAUAGUUUGGUUCGUCACAUGAGAACUCACAGUGAUUAGAAGCCGUUUGCCUGCGAGUUGUGUGAAAAGUCUUAUUGCGACCGUUAUAGUUUGAAUUUUCACAUGCAAACUCACUCAGCAGAGAGACCGUUUGCUUGCAAAACAUGCUAUAAAGCUUUCAGUAGAGAAAGUAUUUUGGUUAUUCACAUGACAACUCACUCAGUUGACAAAUCCUUUGCUUGCAAAAUAUGUGGAAAAUCCUUCAGUAUAAAAAGUUCUCUUAACCGUCACAUGGGAAUUCAUAACAAUGAGAGGGCUAAAAAACUUCUAAAAGGACCAUCUUUGACAGGGCAUAUGAUAACUCAUAGAGGGGAAAAGCCAUAUUCAUCUAUAACCUGUGUUGAAGGCUUUAGUGAGAGGAGCAACAUAUUGAGACCCAAGAAAAUUCACACAGUUGAGAAAUCUUUCUCAUGUGAAACCUGUGGGAAAAAACUCUCCAGACUACAGUAUCUUAAGUUCACAUCAGAACUCACACUGGUGAGAAGCCAUUUGUUUGCAAAAUGUGUGGUAAAUCUUUCACCAGGAAGAGUAGUUUGGUUCGUCACAUGAUAACUCACAGUGAUAAGAAGCUGUUUCCUUGUGAGUUGUGUGAAAAGUCUUACUGCGACCGUAAUAGUUUACAUUUUCACGUAAGAACUCCCACAGGUGAGAAGCCAUUUGCUUGCAAAAUGUGUGAGAAAUCUUUCAGUAGGCGAUAUUCUAUGAUCCGUCUCAUGAGAAUUCACACAGGUGAGAGGCCUAGAAUUUUUAAGUUUAGGAAUUUACUUUUAAGAGGAUGUGCAGCUGACGUCAGACAAUCCUGUGACACCAGCGAAUCCGCCUACUUGGACAGUAAAACCUUGCGUACAUAGAGAAUGAAUAGAGAAUUUCCUUCAUAUUACCUCUAAAACACCUACAUAAAUCAGAAUCCAAAUUCAUUUAUUAAUCUCUUGUGGGACAUAUCUUGCAGAACAACCAUUUGCAGAGAAAACUAAGAUUGUAAGUACAAAUAAGAUAAGAGAAUAAACUAAGAUAAGGAUUACAGUAUAUACAUUUUUUUUUAUAUAUAUAUAUAUAUAUAAUUUAUAAUUGACAGUAUUUACAAAUUAUAAUGCUGCUCAGUACCAAAUUACAAUUAUUGCACAUAACUGUGUUUUUGCGCAUAUUGAAGUAAUGAAAUGGUCAUUCUUUAAAUGGAAGAAUUACUUUCUGUGGUCUGCGAUGGACUGUCGACCUGUCUAGGGUGUACCCUGCCUCUCGCC
Messenger RNA from Cyprinodon variegatus (sheepshead minnow), 2669 nucleotides. Its product is annotated as histone-lysine N-methyltransferase PRDM9-like. Gene Ontology annotation, molecular function: DNA-binding transcription factor activity; RNA polymerase II cis-regulatory region sequence-specific DNA binding. Bases 1 to 1428 code for a protein of 475 amino acids. Gene Ontology annotation, biological process: regulation of transcription by RNA polymerase II. NCBI's taxonomy places the organism in Eukaryota, Metazoa, Chordata, Actinopteri, Cyprinodontiformes, Cyprinodontidae. The transcript is spliced from 4 exons. The record is from RefSeq and is a predicted model, not a curated record.